Messenger RNA from Monoraphidium neglectum, 1221 nucleotides. RefSeq lists its product as hypothetical. Lineage: Eukaryota; Viridiplantae; Chlorophyta; Chlorophyceae; Sphaeropleales; Selenastraceae. The record is from RefSeq and is a predicted model, not a curated record. Bases 1 to 1221 code for a protein of 406 amino acids. The transcript has a single exon.
AUGGCCGACCUGGGUUUCGCCCCUGGCCCCCGCUGGCUGCGCCAAGCCCACUUCUACACGCGACCCCGACUGAGGCACCUGUCCCGGCAGCAGCUGGGCCGCCUGACACUCGCGCUCGGCCGCGCCGCGCCGCCGCCAGGGGACUCAUGGUGGGCGGCGGUGGCGGCAGCCGUGGCAGGCGGGCAGGGCGGGCAGGCGCGCGGGCAGCGGGGACGCGGGGCGCCGGGCGCCGCCGGCGGGAGCAUCGCCACGAGCGGCGAGGGUUUCGGGGCGGAGCCACCCUCACAGCUGGCGCUUGCCGCCGCCCGUCUGCUGCUCGGCGUCGCGCUGGCCUGCGGCCAAAGUGGCGGCGCGCCCCAACGCGGCUGCGCGGCCGCGGUGGCGUGGUCCCGCGGCGCCCUGAUCUCGUGCGCGGCAGCCGGCGCGCUGCCGCCGGCCGCGGCGGCGCGCGGCGCCGCCACGUGCGCCGCGAUGCGUGGCGUGCCGCUGGCGGCGGAGGAGCGCCGCGCGUGGCUGGCCGUGUGGAGGGCGUGCCUGGAGGGGCUGAGGGCGAACCAGUGGCAAAUGUCAGAUCAGAGCUUCGGGCUGCUGUGUGAUGCCCUGGUCGCCAGCGCCCGUGAUCCUGGCAGCAGCAGCAGCAGCGGCAGCAGCAGCGGCAGCAGCACCGGCAGCAGCGGCGGCGGCGGGAGCAGGCAGCAGGGCGACUCUGCAGGCGCCGAGCCCUGGCCGCUGCCGGACGGCUGGCUGGCGGCGUUCGAGGCCGCGACGCUGGCCCGCCUGCCCACCCUCCAGCCCUGGGCGCUGCUGCGGCUGCUGGCCGCGCUCGCGGCGCGCCGGCACGCGGCUGGCGAGCGGUGGCUGGGCGCGCUGCUGCUCGUGCUGCAGCCCUGGGGCGGGCGGCUGGGGGCCAAGCAGCUGGCGGGCCUGGCGGCUGACCUGGCGGAGGUGGUUGUUGCACACCAGGAUGCCAGCAUCAACAGUGGCCGCGGCGGCGGCGCGCCCGGCGGCGCGCCGCGGCUGCCCUCUGUGUGCUUGUCGGCGCUCGCAGAGCAGGCCGCGGCGCGGGCCGCAGCAGCCGCGGCGGCGGCUGGGGCAGCUGGCGGGCGGGGGUUGGCGUUUGCUGCGGACGCAUGUGAAGUGGGGGAGUUGCUGGAGGCGGCUGCUGCGCUGCGGGGCCUGCUGCAGGGACAAGGGGGCCGGAGGGCGGCGCCGAUGCGGUGA